This is a messenger RNA of Odontomachus brunneus, 688 nucleotides long. RefSeq names its product transcription elongation factor SPT4-A (gene spt4). Gene Ontology annotation, molecular function: zinc ion binding; RNA polymerase II complex binding. The transcript is spliced from 4 exons. Gene Ontology annotation, cellular component: nucleus; DSIF complex. NCBI's taxonomy places the organism in Eukaryota, Metazoa, Arthropoda, Insecta, Hymenoptera, Formicidae. The record is from RefSeq and is a predicted model, not a curated record. Gene Ontology annotation, biological process: chromatin organization; regulation of transcription elongation by RNA polymerase II; mRNA processing. The coding region runs from base 224 to 574 and encodes 116 amino acids.
UUACAUCAUGGCCGCAGCCAUUCUGAUUUCAGUAGUCACCAGUCGUCGCAGAGUGAUCACAGAUGUGGUUUAUAGUAUAACACGGAGAGUUAUUCGACACAAGCUCAUGUGCUUACAAUUUUAUUUUUAACGAUAUCACGGUAGCCAAGUAUUGAAGGAAAGAAGAACGAUAUCACGGUGAAAUUAUUUAUAAUUUGUAAUAAUAUAUUGUCGCACGUGAACAAUGUCUAUAGAAAUCGUGCCGAAAGAUUUACGUGGACUUAGAGCAUGUUUAGUAUGCUCCUUAAUUAAGACCUUUGACCAGUUUGAAUUUGAUGGUUGUGAUAACUGCGAUGAAUUUCUAAGGAUGAAAAACAAUAAAGACAAUGUUUUUGAUUGUACGAGUUCCAAUUUUGAUGGAAUGAUUGCAGUAAUGAGUGCAGAAGAUAGCUGGGUUUGCAAGUGGCAAAGAAUAAAUCGCUUUUGUAAAGGUGUCUAUGCCAUAUCUGUAUCAGGACGAUUGCCAGCUGGUGUCAUCAGAGAACUAAAGAGUAGAGGGAUAGCGUAUAGACCUCGUGACACAAGUCAACGAUAAAUUGUCAUUUAUUUAAAUUUGCAAACUUAUAUAAAUUUGUAAAUUUAUAUAAAAUAAGUUAUAAAUAAUAGAAUUUAGUGAUUAAUUAUAAAUAAUAGAAUUGUAUUAUUGUUA